GCCACGGCCGGUGGGCACCUCAUGGGGCAGGGCACGGGAGCAGCUGUGACAGCGAAGGAUGCUGUGGAGGAACCACGGGUGCAGAGCGAGGCUUAAGGACCAAAGACAUCUGCUCCCCUCCCAGAGAGCUGGAGGAGUCUUCAGGCGCAGAGCAAGAGCUCAGUUGGCAGCAUCUCCCCUCAGAUGGAUCUCUGAACAUCUCCACUGCUGAGAGGGGCAUCCUCUCAUCCCCAGAGGCAAGAUGGCUCAGGACAUGACUGAGAAGGAGCUGCUGAAGAUGGAGCUGGAUCAGCUGAAGAAGGAGGUGAAGAACGAGAGGCAAAUGAUCUCCAAGACCGGCAAAGAGCUGAAGGAAUACAUCGAGUCGAUGGCAGGCGAGGACCCGCUGCUGAAAGGAGUCCCCGAGGACAAGAACCCCUUUAAGGAGAAGGGAGGCUGCACCAUAAGCUGACCCCCGCCGCUGGCACCGCCGCGCACGGGGACGCUCCUGUGUGCCAGCCCGGACUGCCAGAAACCUGCUUUCCCUGUAGUCUGACCUCGGCACUGGGGAGCCCAGAACCGAAGCACACGGUAUGAAAGAUGGCAAAGGAAGAUGCAAAACGAAAAAGACCCAAAACAGGCAAAGUUCCUCCCCCCACCCCCCCGCUGCCGCCGGAGAUGAGGUCCAGCAGCCAGGGGCUGUGCUCUCGCACCUGACCUCGGCUUGGUUUCCUGCAAGCAAAACUUCUCCAUUCUUAGCAGCGUGAAUGGACCCACAGAGCUGUGUCUGGUCGCUAUAAACCCUCCAAGCAAGCCAAGCCCAGAGCCCAGCCCCUGCUGGCUGCAAAAGAACCUCCCAGCAGGACCUCGCUCAAGCCGGUUCCUCUUGGUGCCUGAGUUGCCCCAGCUGGCACAGGUGGGCAAUGCCCACCCUGCUGCUUUGGAGGCUCCCAGAGGGCUCUGAAGGUUGAUUCUCUUUAUUCUGCACAUGUGUGUCCCCCCAGGCUGGUGACCACCUCUGCCCACCAUCCCUACACUGUGCAAAGGGGUGGCCAGAGCAGGGCUGGGUGGGUUUCAGCCAGCAGAGAGGAGGGCAUGGGGAGGAAGGAGGCCUCAGGGAACUUGUUCAAACCCUCCCCCCAUUCCUCACUCUCACUUCCUCCCCUGCAAACCCCCUGACAGCCAUGGGACAGCAAAGCCACUGCUGUCAGGUCUUGCCGGUGACCAGGGCAGCUGCAGGCACAGCCUCAGGCAGAAGGGCAGCAAAGCCUCAUCCUGCCACAUCCCAUUUGUGAUGGAGACGACCUGGAGCAGGAGAUUUUGGGGCUAGCAGCUCCCUGGAGCAAGACAGGACUCGCCAAGCCCUAAGCUAGCAAAGGCCAAGCCAUUGUCCUCCUUUUCCUAAGGGCAGCUUACUUCUAGGACAAACCUGGGGCACUGCCAGCUCCCCACCUGAGCAAGGUGAGACUGAAGGUUUGUGGGGUUUUGAUCUUGGGGGAAAGUUUGGGGGGGGAUAAAAUUCCAUUGGGAAAACUCUCUGAACCUUCCCCAGCUGAUCUACCCCAAAGAGAAGCAGCAGCUCUUUUAAUCCCAGUCCCUCGGGUCCUGGCUGUGCUGCAGGCUGUCCCUGUGCUGCUUCUGCUUCAUGCUAGCCCCCCCCGACACUGCAGAAGCCUUCAGACCCAGGAGGAAAUGCUCCCCUGAGGCUCAGCCAGGCUCUGCUUGGAGGUUUCACACAUCCCACCGCAGACUUCAGACACAGCAAAGACAGCAGCUGCAAACUUAGGGCAGGAACCAACCUCUUCCGUCCAGCACUUGAGGCAAGCUGAUGGUGCAGCAGGCACCUGCAGCCUCUUGGCAUGGGUGAGGGUCUCUGGUGAUGCUGCUGGGGCUCCAGGAACGCAGGGGACAGGUCUGGGACUAGUCUAUAAACACUGUGAGUGCAGGAAAACCACUUCUGAGCCUGCCUGGAGCAGAGUUCUCCUGCCUCUUGGGCCACUGCUUGGUCUCCUGGCCAAGCUAGCCCUGCUCAGCAUCAUAUCCACAGGGGCUGAGGGGGUUCUUCAGCACUGAGACACCCCAAGAUGAGGCUUCCCCAGCAGAGGACAGACACAAGGAAGAGGCUUUUCCUCAGGCAUGGGGGUUCCCACUGCCCCCCUGCAGCCAGCACCUCUGCUCUGCAUACCCCCCCUAGCCAAAAGGACCAUCACAAAGGUUCUUCUCUUCUCCUCUUCUUCGCAGAUGCUAAAUAAACCUGCAGCUCCA
This is a messenger RNA of Pogoniulus pusillus (Red-fronted tinkerbird), 2244 nucleotides long. RefSeq names its product G protein subunit gamma transducin 2 (gene GNGT2). Gene Ontology annotation, molecular function: G-protein beta-subunit binding. Lineage: Eukaryota; Metazoa; Chordata; Aves; Piciformes; Lybiidae. Gene Ontology annotation, cellular component: heterotrimeric G-protein complex. The coding region runs from base 242 to 451 and encodes 69 amino acids. Gene Ontology annotation, biological process: G protein-coupled receptor signaling pathway. The transcript is spliced from 4 exons. The record is from RefSeq and is a predicted model, not a curated record.